Messenger RNA from Clonostachys rhizophaga, 852 nucleotides. The record is from the annotation of a GenBank genome assembly. NCBI's taxonomy places the organism in Eukaryota, Fungi, Ascomycota, Sordariomycetes, Hypocreales, Bionectriaceae.
AUGUCUGCACCGAGAACGAAAAACCCCAUCCCUGACUGGAUCGAGGUCCCUUACCCGCAUGUUGAGCACAGUCUUGUAACCUUCCCAAGAAAGCACGUUCUGCUAGUCACAAUCAAUCGCCCCGAGAACCGCAAUUGCCUGCCCGUGGAAGCCACAAUCGAGCUCGGUGCGCUCUGGAAGUGGUACGACUCCGAGCCCGAGCUGCGAUGUGCCGUCUUCACAGGCGCCGGCGACAAGGCCUUUUGCGCGGGCAUGGACCUCAAGCAGCGUCUGGACAUCCUGAACACGGGGAAUGUAGCCCAUGAAUACCCCAGUGGCGGGUUCGGAGGCAUGUCGAAUCGUACGGGGAAGAAGCCCAUCGUGAUCGCUUGCAAUGGGCACGCCCACGGAGGCGGGUUUGAGAUCGUCCUCAACGCAGAUGUCAUCUUUGCCUCGCCCAAUGCCACAUUCCGACUCCCCGAGGUGCUUCGAGGCGUUUCCGCCCUCGCUGGCGCUCUCCCCCGUUCCAUGAUGCUGUUCGGCAACCAUCGAACAAUGGACCUGAUCCUCACCGGCCGAGUACUCGAAGCCCAAGAGGCACUACAAUGGGGGCUCCUGAAGGAAAUCGUCCCGCAGGAGAAGCUCCUCGAGAGGGCGCUGGAUUAUGCCAGUGAGAUCGCAAGCCUGAGCCCGGACAGCGUCAUCAUCUCGCGUCUGGCAGCCAGAGAAGCCUGGGAGACGGGCGUGAGCAGGGCCACGAUGCGAGGACAGGAGCUGUGGGCAGAGGGUAUGCUACGGAGCCAAAACGCACAGGAGGGAUUGGCCGCGUAUCGAGAGAAGAGAGAGCCCAAAUGGUUUCCAUCACAUCUGUAG